AUCAAUACCUGCCCUUAUACCUUAUUGCCUCUUGUUUGUUCUUCAUUUCACAUUCUCAAACCACUUCUAAUACUUCCUCUCAACAACGUUGCCUCCCAGACCAGAGCUCUGCUUUGCUGCAACUAAGGAAAGAAUUUGUGGAAAAGAGAACCUAUCCUGAUGAUUACUAUCCAAAGAUGAAGUCUUGGAAGGCAGAUAGUGAUUGUUGUUCCAGCUGGGAUGGGAUCACAUGCGAUGCACACUACGGCCACGUCAUUGGCUUAGACCUCAGCAACAGCUGGCUUUGUGGGCCUCUCAACUCUAACAGCAGCCUCUUCAGGUUGCGUCAUCUUCGAAAACUCAACCUUGCCCUCAACAACUUCACCACAAUCCCAUCUGAGUUUGGGCAGCUUGUGAGGUUGACCCAUCUUAAUCUCUCUAGUUCCUUCUUACAUGGCCGAAUCCCGUCGGAAAUUUCAUGGCUCUCCAAUUUGGUUUCACUUGAUCUCUCUUUCAAUUAUUUUGAGUACUCUGAUCUUAAAUAUUUGAAUCUCAGAAGAAAUGAUCUGGAAGCAUUUGUCCAGAACGUGACAUAUUUGAGAGAACUUCAUCUAGACGUAGUGAACAUCUCAUCGUCACUGCCUCAAUCCCUUGCAAAUUUGUCUUCCUUGACUUCUCUUUCUCUGUCUGACUGCAUUUUGCUUGGCGAAUUUCCCUCAGAUAUUUUCCUACUGCCCAAGAUACAAGCCAUUGAUGUGUCAGGUAACAACAAUCUCAUUGGUUUUCUUCCCAAUUUUCGAUCUGGUAGUUCCCUAAAGCAAUUGCGUCUUUCCUCCACAAAUUUUUCUGGGGAAUUGCCCGAUGCAAUUGGGAACCUUAAGUCCUUGAACUUUUUGGAUCUUUCUCAAACCUAUUUUUCCAGAGAAUUACCCAAUUCAAUCGGCAACCUAGAACACUUGAGCCAUUUGGAUCUUUCUGGGGCAAGUUUUUCUGGGGAAUUGCCCAAUUCAAUCGGCAACCUUAAAUCCUUGAGCUCUUUGGAUCUUUCUGGGGCAAAUUUUUCUGGGGAAUUGCCCAAUUCAAUCGGCAACCUUAAAUCCUUGAGUCAUUUGGAUCUUUCUAGGACAAAUUUUUCUGGGGAAUUGCCCAAUUCAAUCGGCAACCUUAAAUCCUUGAGUCAUUUGGAUCUUUCUAGGGCAAAUUUUUCUGGGAAAUUGCCCAAUUCAAUCGGCAACCUUAAAUCCUUGAGUCACUUGGAUCUUUCUGGGGCAAAUUUUCUUGGGGAAUUACCCAGUUCAAUCGGAAAGCUUGAGUCCUUGAAUACUUUAUAUCUUGGCUCAACAAAUUUUUCUGGGAAACUGCCUGAUUCAAUCGGCAAUCUCAACUCCUUGAAUGAUUUGGAUCUUGAUUCAAGUAAAUUUUCAGGGGAAAUUCCCCCUUCUAUUGGGAACCUAUCACAGCUUACUUCUCUUUCUCUCUUUGGGAGCAAUUUUCAUGGUCAGCUUCCAUCCACAUUAGGAAAUCUUGCAAAACUCACUUAUCUAAGUCUUCGCUAUAGCCUUUUCUCUGGGAAAGUACCAUCUUCACUGGGAAAUCUUACACAACUAGAAGAAUUACUCCUUUCAAAUAACAAUUUUGAAGGCAGGUUCCCAGUUUCACUAACAAAUAUUACCAAACUCACUCAGAUAGAUAUAUCAGGAAACCAAUUGAAAGGGUCAAUCCCAUCGGAAAUAAGUAGACUUACUCAUUUGUCUUCCCUGGACUUGUCUCAAAACUCACUCACAGGGGCUAUCCCCUCUGUUUUGUAUACAAUGCCUUCAUUGUUUGUACUAUAUCUAGAUCAAAAUCAGCUUAUUGGCCCUCUCCAAUUCCAAAAUAUCUCUUCAUCACAGUUAAAUUUCCUGGCAUUGAGUGGAAACAAAUUGGAUGGACCGGUUCCAAGGUCAAUUGCCAAUUUCACUAAGCUACAAGAGCUAUAUCUUUCUUCGAUCAACCUAAAGGACAAGAUGGAGUUAAACAUAUUCUUCCAGGUUAAAGAGCUUCAAAUUCUGGAUCUUUCAGGUAACAAUUUGUUGGUUUCAAAAGAAAAUAUCAAUUCAACCCACCACAAAUUUUCAGGUUUGUAUUUGUUUUCUUGCAAUUUGCGUGAAUUCCCUGAUUUCCUAAAAGCCCAAAAUGAAUUGAAUACAUUAGACCUUUCUAACAACAAAAUUGAAGGUAAAAUACCUAAAUGGUUUUGUAAUGUUGGAAAAGGGACGCUACUAUCCCUGAAUCUUUCUUUUAACCUUCUCAGUGGUUUUGAACAACCGCUAAAAGUUCUUCCUUGGAAAUUCAUUGACUAUUUAGAUUUACGUUCCAACAUGUUGCAAGGACCACUCCCAAUUCCCCCAUUGUCUACAAGAUAUUUUUUUGCCUCAAACAAUAAUCUAACCGGAAAAAUCCCUCAAAUGAUUUGCAACGUGAAUUCCCUCCAAGUCCUUGAUAUAUCUAACAACCGGUUGAGUGGUCACAUUCCUCAAUGUUUAGGUCACUUCAGCAGCUUUCUUUUAGUAUUGAAUAUGAGGAACAAUUGCUUUCAAGGAAGCAUGCCCAAAACAUUCAUAAAAGGAUGUACGUUGAUGACGUUGGACUUCAGUCACAACCAAAUACAGGGGAAGAUUCCACGAUCCUUAGUGCAAUGUCGAAUGUUGGAGGUCCUAAAUCUUGGAAAUAACAACAUGAAUGAUGCAUUCCCCUUUUGGUUACAGUCUUUGCCAGAAUUACGGAUUCUUGUCUUGCAUGCAAAUCGAUUCCAUGGCCCCAUUUGGAAUCCUCAUAACAGGUUUGGCUUUUCCAAGUUGCAUGUCAUUGACCUCUCUCACAACAAUUUCUCUGGAAGGCUACCUUCAGAAUACUUUAGAACUUGGAAUGCAAUGCAAAUGGUUCCUGCCAAAGCACAACCAGAAUACAUGGGAAGUCAAUCAAAUUAUUAUGAAGACUCAAUAACAGUGGUGAAUAAGGGGUUAGAAAUAUUUUUGGUAAAGAUCUUGACCAUCUUCACAGCUAUUGAUCUCUCCAAUAAUAGCUUUAAUGGAGAAAUCCCGGAUACAAUGGGAAUGCUCAAGGAUUUAAUUGUACUCAACUUAUCAAGCAACAGUUUCACCGGUCAUAUCCCAUCAUCCUUGGGAAAUCUAACCGAGCUUGAGUCAUUAGAUCUCUCUCGAAACAAGCUCUUAGGGGAAAUCCCUCGUCAACUUUUAAGUCUCACAUUUCUUGCAUAUUUGAACCUCUCUAAUAACCAACUUAUGGGUCUGAUUCCCCAAGGUGGACAAUUUUGGACAUUUGAUAAUUCCUCUUUUGAGGGGAACUUGGGAUUGUGUGGCCUUCCGUUGUCAAAGAAAUGUGGACAUAGUGAAAUUCCAACUUUUGAACCAAGCAAGGAGUCAUCUUUUGGAGAGUGGUUCAGUUGGAAAGUGGUAAUGAUAGGAUAUGCUUGUGGGUUUGUAAUUGGACUGGUUACCGGACAUGUCAUCAUAUCGAAGAGGCCAAAUUGGUUUGUGAGAACUUUUAGAGUGAACCUGUGAAGGCAAAGAUAACUUGAGUAGACUCUUAGAGGGCCUAGAGGCACUUAAUGUGGAUUUAUAUUUUCUGUAUUAGCUGUAUUUCUGCAAUAAGAUAAGCUUUAUUUCCCCCCAGAAAGAUAAGCUUGGCUGAAUGUAAUAAAAUAACUCGUAUGGUAGGUUUGUUAUAUUUCUGCACUUUGUUAUAUUCUCAUAAUAACAAACAUAUGUUUCCAGAA
Quercus lobata is the source of this 3757-nucleotide messenger RNA. Its product is annotated as receptor-like protein 33. The coding region runs from base 177 to 3542 and encodes 1121 amino acids. The transcript is spliced from 2 exons. The record is from RefSeq and is a predicted model, not a curated record. Gene Ontology annotation, molecular function: protein binding. Lineage: Eukaryota; Viridiplantae; Streptophyta; Magnoliopsida; Fagales; Fagaceae.